AGCUGGCAGACUCUGAGCUGGUCCUGACGGGCUGGCUGGGCUCCGGGCGGCUGUCUGUGCGCGUCAGACGGCUGUGGGGGAGACUACCAUCAACACUCACACAGCGUGUGCUCGAGUGCUUAGAGGAGAAAAAAAGGAGAAGAGUCACGGGGAAACUGCGAGAAAAGACAGCAAACAGCCCCACCUCGGCAUCUGGAAAAGCACCGAAGAAGAAGGAGACGAUCCUCCCCCUCCACCCCACACCCCGUCGCCAACCCGCCCUAUCUACCCUACCCACCACUUCGUGCCAUCCCUCCGGUCUGAACUGCCCUCCCACCCCGCCUGGAGAACCACGACCACCCAUAGGAAACCCCCACUUGACCAGCGUUGCCAUUAAGCGAUGCGCUUUGAAUUUAGGGAGAAAUCAUCUAACCAGUGGUCUUCAUUUUUCCUCAGCGGGAACAGUUAAGGCUACGGAUUUGGGUGUUUACACUUUUUGACGGGUUUCCAGUAGCAUGGUAACAUGCAGAAUACAUCAUCCCACGGCAACAGACAAGGCUGUCAUACUAUAGAUUAGACUUUAUUUAAACAACCAGCUGUCACGCACGCUGCGUUUGAGCUUAUGUUUCAUUUUUCCAUGCUUAGAAAGAAUCCCGACAAUGGUCUGGAAACGGACCGCCUCUCCAGACACCUAGUAAUAUUUUUUCAAGACGCAUCAGCACUGUAUUUCAUUUUUAUCGAAGAAAAAGCGACACACUGACGAGGAGUCAUUUGACACCUACGCCGCUUGAGCCAUAGGACUUUGUGUGCGAAGUUUGCACCGGGAAGAGGGGGGCCAAGUCGGAGAUAUCUCGGCCAUAUCCGCGGCAUUUUCCCUGUAAGGUGGGAGGUCGGAGGGUUGCGGUUAUGCUGUCCCUGGACGAGCCCCUGGACCUGAAGCUCCCUCGGCGGGCCAAUGGGCGAGACAGAGGGGCGCGCUCACCCCCCCUCUCCCCACUGCACCCCAAGCGAGCGCGCCAGCUCCACAUGGCAGAUGAUGGCACUGCAGUCAUAGAGCCCGCCUCGCCAGCAUCUCCGCACACAGGUGUGCAGGUGGUCCCUCUUGAUCGAACAGAUACUCCCACCCCACCUGCAGUGGACCUGAGCAUGUCUCCCUCCUCCCGCCACACCCCCACCUCUCCAGAAAUGACCAAUGGCAACUACAUCCCCUCAGGGAAUUCUCACAUCUCACAGGCCUUUCAGUUUUUUGUGCCAAUCGGAGCUGGGGCGGGACUUCACCUGCCAUCCUCCAUGUUCAUUGGCCAGACGAGCGACAAGAGAGCCUCUCCUGACCUCUCAGCGGAUGAACAACUGGCCUGCCGCUGGAAGAAGUGCCAUCUGCUCUUUGAUUCCCUGCAAGACCUAGUGGAUCAUGUCAACGACUUCCAUGUCAAACCUGAAAAGGAUUCUGGGUACUGUUGCCACUGGGAGGGCUGUGCUCGCAAAGGGAGGGGUUUCAAUGCCAGGUACAAGAUGCUCAUCCACAUCCGCACUCACACUAACGAGAAGCCCCAUCGCUGUCCCACCUGCAACAAGAGUUUCUCACGCCUGGAGAACCUCAAGAUACACAACCGGUCACACACAGGUGAAAAGCCUUACAUUUGUCCUUAUGAGGGUUGCAACAAGCGCUACUCCAACUCCAGCGACCGCUUCAAACACACUCGCACACACUAUGUGGAUAAGCCCUACUACUGCAAGAUGGUGGGCUGCCUGAAGCGCUACACCGACCCCAGCUCUCUCCGCAAGCACAUCAAGGCCCACGGCCACUUUGUGGCUCAGGAGCAGGGCUCUCCAGGUGGGGUGGGCUCCCUGCUGAGGGGGAGUCAAAGUGGAGGGCUUGCUAGCGAAGUGGGAAAGGAUUCAGAGCUUUCCUAUGUGAGCGCAGCCCACAUUAUCAUCCCGAGCGCAGCGGCUGCUCUCCUGGGAGGCCAUGCUCUGCAGGGCCUUGGUGGUGCCCUGCCCCUGUCCCCCCUCAGUCCUCGGCCCCUGGACCUCAGCACACUGGGUUGCCCCAACUCACCUCCAGGCAGCCUGGGAGGCACACCCAUCCUGUCCUUCAACGGCUCGCCGCUGGGCCUUGCCAAGUCCCCUCUGCUCUCCCCAGCGUUCCCCUCCUCCGCCUUGGGCCUGCCAAUGGUGCCCAUGCUGGGGGCCUCGUCUGAUCGCAGGGCCCAAAGCCAGCAAGCCAAGAAAGGCCGGGAAGAGGAGGCCAAGAACGAGGUGACUGGGGGGGUCCUGAACCUCACCACAGGGUCUCAUGAUCCCCUGUCCUGGGUGGUCAUCCCUCCAGGCACCGUAGUGCUCAAGCCAGCUGUGGUCAACUGAUACACACACACACACACACACACACACACAUAUAUAUACACACACUCACACAUACACAUUCCAGAAGAGCUCAGGGGGUCGGUAUGGGAGGGUGAACGCCAUAGUGAGGGUACAGGCGGUCAAAGGUGAUAGGGAUUUGCUCGCACAAUCAAAUCCAGGCAAUGCAUUUCAGAGAGACAAGGAAAAAAAAACUAUAGAGAAACUCAUCAAACCCUCAAUCAGCAAAACAAUAGAUAACACUACACCUCACAAGAAUUAAAUACAACUCAAGCCUCUUGUAUUAAUGGGAAACUAAACUUGGGGCCCCAGAACUCUGUUCAGGACCAUGAACGGCUCUGUAUUUCUAUCACAAGGCCUGGCAAUGGGCUCCUCUUUGCUCUUUCACUUUAUACUUUAUUCAUUCCUGUAUGCUGGUUCUGUGGACAGGGACCAUGAACGUGACAGUCAGCUCUGUGUUCUUACAAAAGUCUUGAUUCUCUGAUAAGUAUUUAUAUGACUACACUUCAUCUACAUUGUGCCUCCAGCUUAACAGUGAGAUAGAUACACGAUGAAACUGAACGACACGCUGACAGUUAGGCAAACACGGAAUAGGAAGAUUCUACACAGUUGAUUUUAAAGUAUGACCUAUUUUUCACAGGCUGCUGUGAUUAAUAUGAUUCAGACAGGCUUGCCAUACCAAAGCAAGUGAACUCAAACUGUCUUGGAUUUGUCCAGGAAAAAGCUUCAGCUCUGAGACAGUUCAAUUAAAACACAGCACUUAAUCGUGUCAGCUGGUUAUAGUAUUGAAACCUCAAAACUGCUGCUAACCUCUCAGCUCCCCCAGUGUAACAUUAACUGGGUGAGAGCACUUUUGACAAUCUGUCCCCAGUUUGGGGAGGGUGACCAACAAGAAUGUGUGCGUGCAGACUAGGGGCUUUUAGGGCACAGAGCGAACUGCAGACUUGACACAGACAAAUGGUGUUACAUCACCUGGCAAUGACCAAUCAUCACUUCCUCUUUUACACAAGUGAAAUUAAAGGCACUGGUGCGCCUGGCUCCCCCCUCUGGUAAGACACGAUACACAACAUCCCACUUAUUAUUUACAGAACUCGCACUGUUUUACUUACUGGAUUGUCCAGCUGCUUUCUCGUAAUUGAAUCAACACAGCCAGUUUGUGUAUGAAAGGCCCACUGUGGUGAUAAACACUGGUGUCUUGUAUUUUAAAAAGUGACCCGACCCAAAACCAGCUGUGAAAAACAGGCGGUCAUCCAGUCGAAGCCCAACUUAGCCUCAUCGGUUGAAGAUUUGUCCCCAUGCUGUGCCAAAAAUACAUGGAAAGGGGAAAGAGGGAUCCACGUAUUGUGCCACAGAGGGGGGUGUGAUGCACUCAAUGCCACAUACAGCUGGAGCGACUAGGAAGCCACACUAUUGCAAACUGCCUCAUUUUACUCUGUCCAAAGGGGCAAAAAAAAGACUUAUUUGACUUCUGGGAAAACUUUUCUCAUGGUUCGAUUAAGCAGUCAACAUGCACUUACCACACACUAUAUUCCUUAGAUGUUCUAUAUAAUGUUACUGCCAAUUCACAGUUCUUUAAAAACUAGUUUGCUCUUAUUCAAUUUUUCUGCAAGGGUUGAUUUUUCUUUGGGGUCCCUCCUGGCUUCUGUUGCUCAGUGCUAAUGUAUGUUUGAUGUCGGCUGCCGUCUCCACAGAGGAGAGGUAUGGGGCGUAGGAGAGGAUCAUCACAACACAAGGAACAUUCCCUCAAGAGACUGUCACACACUACCUUCCUCUCUCUUUUCCCUCCUCCAUCUCUCCUCUCCUCAUAUGCUUAUGUUGGUGGUCUUACUUUCCCAUCGCCCAAGGACAAACAGUUAUUGCUGUUUUUCAUUGUUGUCUUUUUUUCUUGCUGUUGUUCAGACGAGACAUUUUUUCUGAUGUUGAAGUUGCUUCUUGUGUUCUGCGACGGCUGCUCUGCGCUCAGCUUUCUGCUGUCGAGGAGUCUUUUUAGGGGUUGAGGAGAAGAUGAGAGUGAGAAGUUUGGGUGGACCUCUGGGGCAGUGGUUAAAUCUGAAGGGUCACAAGAUGAUUACAUUGAUAUAAGAAAGAGGAAAAGUUUUAGCGGCGUGGCUCAAUGGAUGGCAUGGAUGGUCAGUCCACCCACAUGGUUCAGAUUGAAAUAUCUCAACAACUAUUGGAUGGAUUGCCAUUAAAAUUUUGUACAGACAUUGAUGGUGCCCUGAGGAUGAAUCCUAACUACUUUGGUGAUCCCCUGUCUUUUCAUAGCACCACCAUGAGGUUGACAUUUGUGGUUUUAAGUGAAAUCGCUCCAUAACUACUGGAUGAAUGAAGGUCGUGGGUUCAAACCCCGGUUGCCCCGGCCUUUCUGUGUGGAGUUUGCAUGUUCUCCCCGUGUCUGCGUGGGUUCUCUCCGGGUGCUCCGGUUUCCUCCCACCGACCAAAGACAUGCGGAC
Molecule: messenger RNA, 4793 nt
Organism: Micropterus salmoides (largemouth bass)
Lineage: Eukaryota; Metazoa; Chordata; Actinopteri; Centrarchiformes; Centrarchidae
Gene: glis2b
Product: GLIS family zinc finger 2b
Exons: 7
Coding region: 886-2343 (485 amino acids)
Biological process (GO): smoothened signaling pathway; regulation of transcription by RNA polymerase II
Cellular component (GO): nucleus
Molecular function (GO): DNA-binding transcription factor activity, RNA polymerase II-specific; RNA polymerase II cis-regulatory region sequence-specific DNA binding
Source: RefSeq, a predicted model, not a curated record